This is a messenger RNA of Cydia splendana, 910 nucleotides long. RefSeq lists its product as uncharacterized. The record is from RefSeq and is a predicted model, not a curated record. The transcript has 3 exons. NCBI's taxonomy places the organism in Eukaryota, Metazoa, Arthropoda, Insecta, Lepidoptera, Tortricidae. The coding region runs from base 85 to 474 and encodes 129 amino acids.
AGAUUCAAAUAUUUAUGAUGCAGUAUUAAAAUCCCUAACAUUAAAAACUUUACGUAACUAUAUGUUUGGAAAUUGAGUUUCAAAAUGAAUGAGUCAUUCAGCUCUAACGCACCGGAACCGAAGCUAGUAGGAGUUUGGACCGAGGGAGCCCGCAUUGAACCGAAAGAAUUCAUAAUUCCGAAGAAUUCACCAGAGUCUAGUGAUGACAUACCAACUAUACCAGACCUGGAUGACUUACAGGAUAUUCUGGAGAAGGAGAUAGCCAAACCACCUCCCUUGGACCGCAAAGACAGCGAGACCGUGAAUACCCUGGCUGCCGUAGGUGACGGAUACUCGGGUUCUGCGGAUGGUGUGGAGGCCGCGCUGGCAGCACUGCGCGCGCGUAUACCCGCAGUCCAGUCAGCUCCUGAUGCUGUCUGGACCAUUGACUCACUACUAGCACAAUUGGCCGAGGAGGGGACUGAUCAGGAUUAGGAAGUCGAUUGCCAUACUGUUUAUUUAUUCUUUGUCACCAUGGUAUGUCUUCAAGGAAAGAUAAAAACCACCAAGUCUUUUGCAGAAUGCACAUGUGGCUAGAAUUGACAUAAUAUAAUAUGUGACUUAUAGAGCUUUAUCGCCUUAUCCUUUGACAUAAUUAAUAUUUUUAAUGAAAUUAAAAGUAGAAGUUAGUCUCCAACUAGGUUAGUAUUUAAAAUAAUUUUGUGCGGAAAUUGAUAACUCGUAAAACAUAUAGUACCUAACCUAGGUAUUGGCUUUUGAGAUGACGCCGGUAUUUUUAGGAAAUAAAAAAAGCAAUAGUAUUUAGUAUGGUUUAUUUUAUUUAUUAUAGAUUAUUAAUAAUUUUCCGUCCAAUUUGUACAAUUAAACUAGGCUAAGCGAAUGAAAUUAUAAUAAAUUAAUGUUAAACCUA